AUGACGAUGGCAACCGUUGAGUUCUUAUACCUUCUCUUUCUUCCAGGUGCUCUUCUUUCUAUUGACCCCGUCUGCCUCGAGGAAAGGAAAAAGGCAGAGAACAUGGGGGCGCACAGCCUGAGAGAGUGUUAUCAGGACUUGGUGACCUUUGAUGAUGUGGCUGUGUACUUCACCCAAGAGGAGUGGGUUAUACUGGAUCAAACUCAGAGAGGCCUCUACAGGGAGAUGAUGCUGGAGAACUACCAGAACCUGUUCUCAGCAGGCUGUGAGGUCAUCAAACCCAAUCUGAUCUUCUGGUUGGAGAAAGAAGAUUUGCAGACUGUGGAAAGAGGCUUUCAGGAAUGGGAAAUGCAAAAUACAUUGAAGGAAGAAACUUCCAAUAUGGUGCAAAUGGUAAGUUUAACUAAGGAUGUUUAUUAG
This is a messenger RNA of Acomys russatus (golden spiny mouse), 420 nucleotides long. Its product is annotated as zinc finger protein 426-like. The transcript is spliced from 4 exons. The record is from RefSeq and is a predicted model, not a curated record. NCBI's taxonomy places the organism in Eukaryota, Metazoa, Chordata, Mammalia, Rodentia, Muridae. Bases 1 to 420 code for a protein of 139 amino acids. Gene Ontology annotation, biological process: regulation of DNA-templated transcription.